UUUAAAGAUUUUGGCCAUGACAUUGAUGAACACUGACAUUUUUCAUAAUUUAAUGACAAAUUGCUGGCUGAAAAACUAAUCGAUUAAUUGAGAAAAUUACUGACAGAUUACAACAAGAAAAAUAAUCGUUUCAAGCCCUAAAUACAAAAAUUAGAAUUAUGAAUAUCCCUUUGGUUAUUUGUAGUAUGUGAAGAUGUUGAGCCAAGUGGUUAUUUCUUAGUGAUCAGUGUUUUUCAGUUGUACCCCUUCUAAGUUGAGGUGAUCAGCCACUCACAGAAUGUAUAUCGGGACAGGUGGAUUAUGUGCCUGUCAGCAGAGGAACAACUUGUUGCCCUGUCUGACCUCAGCACGGAUCGAGGCGCUGGGGCCAUGUGUGAAUAGGCCUUUAGAAAGCACUGGUGUGGUGGCGAGGCUGCUGACUCAGGGGGCUCACAGUGCGCCGCCCCUGUCCUCAGCACCUCAGCCCAGUCAGGUGUCCAUCCAGUACAGAGAGCAUGUCAGUAUCCUAGCACACAGCCAAAAAAUAAGCUGCCAGAAACGAGACAAAAUCAACGCAUUUCAGAUGCAGAGUGGCGUAGCGCUUAAUGACGAACCCAGUAAGAAGAAUAAGGAUGGCCAGACGCGAGAGCAGGACUACUCUUCUGAAAGCCAUUACAGAAUUGUUUCACCAACAUUCCAGUAUAAGAUGAGCCACCAGCGAGUGGGCAAGUGUAUCAUCAUCAACAACAAAAACUUUGAUGAGAAGACAGGGAUGAAUGUACGCAACGGCACAGACCGAGACGCUGGUGAGCUGUUCAAAUGUUUCAAGAGCCUGGGCUUCGAUGUCUUCAUCUACAAUGAUCAGACAUGUGAGAAGAUGGAGCGUCUUCUUAGAGAGGCCUCGGAGGAAGACCAUAGUGACAGCUCGUGUUUCGCCUGUAUCCUGCUAAGCCAUGGCGAGGAGGGCAUGAUCUACGGAACAGACGGAGCCAUGCCCAUCAAGACCAUGACCUCAAUGUUCAGGGGGGACAUGUGCAAAAGCUUAGUUGGAAAGCCAAAACUCUUCUUCAUCCAGGCUUGUCGGGGUUCCGAAUUUGAUGAUGGUAUACAGACAGAUUCAGGUCCGCCAAACGAUACCCUGGAGACAGAUGCUAAUCCAAGACAUAAGAUCCCUGUAGAGGCAGAUUUCCUGUUUGCCUACUCCACUGUGCCAGGGUAUUACUCAUGGAGGAAUCCUGGGCGUGGGUCCUGGUUUGUCCAGGCACUCUGCAAUGUCCUAAAUGAGUUUGGCAAGCAACUGGAGAUAAUGCAGAUCCUUACGCGAGUCAACUACAUGGUGGCCACCAGCUUUGAGUCCUGGUCUGAAGACCCACGCUUCAGUGAGAAGAAGCAGAUUCCCUGCGUGGUCUCUAUGUUGACGAAAGAACUUUAUUUCAACUGACCGCCAGCCUAACUGACCGUACUAUAUGAGACCACAGACUGACUGAAUGACUGACCGACUGGACUGUUUCAGGCACUGACGAUGCGGUCAAAGCCUUCAGGGAUGAUUCAGGCCCAGCAGGACACUGCACAUUUGGAGCACAUAUGACAUUUUGCAUGUGUAGUUGGGCCCGAAAAACAAGUGACUCCGUUAAAAUAUUUACAGUGGCACUCCUCGUUCAUGUGUUGAUGGUGAAACUUCUUCUUCUUCAGGUUAUUCUUCAGAAUAAUGGCGUCACAUUUGAUCUGAUCUCUAUUUCUUUUUUUGACAGGCAUUGUGAAAUAUCCAUGUUAUUCUACCAGCCUGGAAAAUUUGCUGCCAGUUUUUGUGGGCUCGGGGAAUCAUAUCUGAAUAUGUGUCUCUCCAUUUUCCCAGCAUUUGCAAUAGACGUUGAAAGGAUCUGAUUAGAGUGGACAGAAGUCUCAGGCUCAGAAGUCUAUAUAUAUAUAUAUAUAUAUAUAUAUAUAUAUAUAUAUAUAUAUAUAUAUAUAUAUAUAUAUAUAUAUAUAUAUAUAUAUAGCAUGACCGACUAAAAUAAUUGACAUUCGAUGUUCUGAGAGAAGUCUCUCCAGGAACAGAUAAAUGCACUCUAAUACAGUCAGACAGUAUACAAUACUCUGUCUCUAUGACACAGUGAAAAAAAUUGGAAACCAUGUGACAGGUACAUUUUUAGUAGCCUACUUGAAUCAGUCCUAUCCUUUGAUUUGUUUUAUACGAUAUUGCAAAAACGGCGCAAGUGAGGGGUCUUUCGAGAUGCACCAGCCAGUCAAUAGAAAUCCUGAAUAGAGUGAUUCCAAACUAUUUGAUUGCUAUAGGAGAGACGUAAGAUGGGGAAAAACAACAUCUGGAAAAUGGAUCAGAUCAUUUUCAGCUAUCUGUGUUUGAAUGUUUUCAGCUGUCGAUUGUCCAAAAUAAGCAACUAAACAAAAAGACAACACUCCUCUGAGCAGAGACAUGUGAUGGUGCUUUUUGCCAAAGGCUCGGUGUCUCAGCCUUCCUAGCAAGUUUAAGUUGGUAGCAGCACGCUGGCAUCCUCAGGUUCUUUAAUGUCCCAUGAAGUGGGUAAAUGUAAUGUUAAAGACAUGUCAUAUACGUAAGGCUAGGAAGGUGUGAUCUUUUGCUGUGUACUGCUUAGUUAUAUGAGAUUUCAGGUCAAGUGCGUAGUAUAUAAUCCACCAAGGAUUAUUUGCAAAUUGCCAGAUUUCUCAGCGUGAUGUUGGAGACUUCACUUGCACGUUGUUCAGCCGAGAGCGAGUGAAGUUCAUGUAUUUGCACAUGAUCAAAAUUACGCACUCGUCUUAUCAGUCAGGGUCCAACAAAUCAGUUUAUGAAUUUCCCUUUUUUAAUCUUUAAAGUUAAGACAUUCCACUUUGAUACCUUUUGAUAAAUAGGAGGAUACAUGCUGUAGGGAUUUUACACCAGAAAGAGAACUGAAGAAUGUCAAAAACUGUGUCAUAAAUUUGGGAAAUAUCAUAUUGUAAAGCUGGACGAGGGCCCAAAGCACAAAUGCCACAUCCUUUCACUGUAUAUUAGUGUUGUAUAGUGUACAUACACUUCACUGUAAGAACUACCCAGCAAGGUCUUCCUAUUGUUAUUUUUAAAAAUAAGUAUUUGAUUUAUAAAGAUUUAAUAUCCCAAAUUGUAAAAUAAAAAACAAAUAUGAAUUGCUUUUAUAGAUUAUUUUAAGCACUUUAGUGCACUAUGCCAAGUAAAAAAAAACAACAGUAUUGCAGUAAAUUAGGUAAUAGAUCAUAUCAUUGAGUUACAUGGUGAAAUCCAAAAUACAUAUUUUGAAUACGAGACAAGACAUUUGCUGAAGGUCAUUACAACUUACACUUAGUUUGUUUCUGCAAUUUCGCUGUGUUAUCGUUUUAAAGUCUGUCAAUCACAGAGGCAGCUAUUACUGGUGGUGACAAGUCUGAACAUACACAAUCCACAUGUCCGCAAUACACUCUCACUAUUGCUGCAAUGUUUUUACAUUGUUCACAUGAUUGCAUGUGUCAGUAACUUCGGGGAAAAGUUCAGCAUUAGCUUUAAUUUGUCACUAUAUUUUCCCCGUUUCACUCCUUGUAUUUCUUUUUAUCAGUUUUUUUAAAUUAAUUACACUAAUUAAUUAUUUAUAAAUGCCAAAGUGUAAUCAAGACUGGGUUAAGUUAAAGACAUGUCCCAUUCUGCAACCAGUGCACUUGUUCAAUACAGCCACAACUCUUGAAUCCUGUCGACACAUGGAUCUCUGAUCAGUGAUGUGGUGCCCAACCUGUGCUGAAAGGAGUGUUUGCUCCACUUGUUUUGGAAUGGAAUUGAAGAAGGGAAAACUUUAUUUUUAUGGGUAAAAAUUUUAAAUGCUUUCCAGUGUUAAAUGCUGUUGUCCUCAGGAAUAUAUUUGAAAAGAUUUGGAAAAAUGAAUGAAUGAAUGAAUUACAUUGAAAGUAUAAUCUGGCCCAAUUUUUUAUUUUUUAUUUGGGGCAAUACCUUGUUUAAAUAACUUAACAAAAAAACAGAGGAAUGCUUAUUGUAAACAUUUUAUUGUAUUAAACAUGAAGAAUUUAUA
Molecule: messenger RNA, 4010 nt
Organism: Acanthopagrus latus (yellowfin seabream)
Lineage: Eukaryota; Metazoa; Chordata; Actinopteri; Spariformes; Sparidae
Gene: casp7
Product: caspase 7, apoptosis-related cysteine peptidase
Exons: 7
Coding region: 278-1420 (380 amino acids)
Biological process (GO): apoptotic process; proteolysis
Cellular component (GO): cytoplasm
Source: RefSeq, a predicted model, not a curated record